Messenger RNA from Phytophthora sojae, 1369 nucleotides. RefSeq lists its product as hypothetical. The coding region runs from base 5 to 1369 and encodes 454 amino acids. The transcript is spliced from 4 exons. Gene Ontology annotation, cellular component: pericentric heterochromatin. Gene Ontology annotation, molecular function: chromatin binding. Gene Ontology annotation, biological process: negative regulation of transcription by RNA polymerase II; chromatin organization. The record is from RefSeq and is a predicted model, not a curated record. NCBI's taxonomy places the organism in Eukaryota, Oomycota, Peronosporomycetes, Peronosporales, Peronosporaceae.
CGAGAUGCCCGCCGACGACAUCGAGCGCAUCGUGGACCGCAAGCUCAUCAAGCAGCGCGUGCACUACUAUGUGGUGUGGAAGGGCUUCGGGGAGGAGAACAACACCUGGGAGAGCCGCAUUGACCUCAUGGCCGAUGGCUACUCGGACGUCAUCAAGCGCUUCGAAGAGCAACGCAAGAAGGAGUCGGGAGCUUCGACUCCUCGCGGUCGCAGCCCCGGCCGCUCGACGUCCAAGAGCCCGCGCAAGAGCAAGAGUCCUGGACGUGGCCCCGGUCGCCCGAGGGGACGUCGCAGUCGCUCUCGCAGCGCCUCGGUGAGCAGGAAGCUGCCUGAGAGCAACAACGACGAGGAGAAGAAGGAGGACGCGAAGAAGGAGAAGGAGAUGACGUCUCCCAGCUCCACGACCCCGCGGCGACGCAAGAGCCCGAGCAACAACGAUGUCGCAGCCAAGGAGACGCCGAGACGCCGAUCGACCCGGAAACAGGUGGCGACUGAGACGUCGUCGACGCAGUUUGUGUCGCGUCUGGACGAGCAGAAGGCCGACCCGGCCACGGACGAGGAGGAUGAUUCGCUUCUGCUGCGAUCGACGAUUGCCGCGCUGGCCCCGCAGGUGCGCGAGAUGGCGCCGCCUGCUCUGCUGGCGGCGGAGACGGACGUGCAGAAGAAGACCAUGACCCUCUCGUACGAGGAGGAGGAUGAGGCGGGAGUGCUCUUGAAGCCGCACAGCGAGAAGGAGUCGACGACGUCCGAGUCCAGUGCAACGACUAGCCCGGUGCAUGAUCACGCCGGUUCGGUGCAGGAUGAUUUGAUCGCCAAGGUGGUGGAGAGCGGGUACCUCGCGUCCGUCUUGAGUGUAGCGGCGGUGGUAGGCUCUCUCGUGGCUAGCCAGAUGCUGCCCCGCGACAGUGAGGAGGGUACCGAGCUGUGGCGGAGAUGGCUGUCGUUCCUCACGCCCGUGGUGGCGCUGCUGCUGUUCUUCCACCAGAAGGAUGGGCGUGCUUCGGCCAAGUGGGUUGCGACUGCUCUGUCCUGGCGUGCUGCUGCGGAGCUGCUGCUGUUGAUCGGCGGUACGCCUCGUGAGUUCGAGACGAUGGUCGCCGGUUCCGCUGGUCUUGCCAACCUGUCGCUGAUCAUCGCGCUCGUGUUCACUCUGCGCCAUGGCGAGCACAAGCAGUCCAAGGCUACACUUGCGCUGCUGACGGUGGGCAUGUUGGCGCUCUUCCUUUCGGACAGUUGGGUGAUCUCAACCGAAAACUCGGAGCUGGAGUCGCGUGUUAUCCUCAUGUCGGUGGCCGUGGUAAGUACUUCGAUCGUGUUUGUGAUGGCGAGUCACGAAAGGGUUGACUUACCAUGUUGUUUAUUCCUUUAG